GAUCAAAGCUAAAGGGAAGAUAAAGUGGAACGUUUGAUUGAAUUCUCUCUCGAUCCAGAGCUUGCUUUAAGUUAACGAGACUUGCAUACCUUUCAUCCUUAAUUGGCUCAUAAAGCAAGUUUCAGCACUCGAAACCCAUAUGGAUCGGAGGCUUCAUAGUUUAUGUGCUUUCUCAGCUGCUUUGCUAGUGCAAGAUGCAUCCAUGUUGCUUGGAUCAGUCGCCGGGUGAAUACCCACUGUUGGGAAGUAGGAUAUGACAAGUCUCUUCCCAAGCCAUCAUUGUAAUUGGUCUCAGAGGAUCCCAGAGUUUUCUUUCAAAGGAAAAUGCAAGAAGGUUCCACGUUUAGGAUAUUCCGGCACAUAUUUUUCCCCAGAUGGAAGCAUGUUUUUCCUUGCUCAACAGCCUUCAAUAGAACCCAGUCCAUGCUCAAGAAGACAUGGGCCAGUCUAUUCCAGUUCAGUGGGUGACGGGAUGGACUCAGAGAAUUCUGAAGAUGAGCCUAACGAUGAGAGUUCUACUAAUGAUGACAAAGGAGAGGUAAGUGAUGAAUCGCUUAGAGAGAAGCUUGAAAGGAUUGUUGGCAUGGAUGAUUCCGCCUUUAGUGGCAUAGAUCUUGCCACUCUUAUUAGAAACAAAUAUGGGAGGUCAUAUGACCUUCAGCUUAUAAAGAAGGAAUUUUUGGGAAGAAAUCUUCUGGCGCUCAAUGUCAUGUGGAAGUACCUUGAACAGAGAUCCUUUCCGCUAACUGAAGAGGAGUAUUUACUGAGGCUCGAUGAUGUGGCGAACACAUUAAAAUGCUGGGGAGCUGUCUCACAUGUUAGAAACAGCCUAGCAAAGUCAAAAGAGCGUCCGAGAAUAGGAAAGGCAGUUAGCAUUUUCAUAGAUAUGGACGAGUCUGGUGGCCGUGCCAGGGAAUGGAUAUACAAGUAGAUUGUGAUGGAGUAGUGCAAUCAGUCGGAGGGAAGAGAAAAUAGAUUGUGAUGUUGAAGUGAGCAAUUUUCACCAUGUUCAAUGUGCACCGACAUAUAGGAAGACGCAAGGCCUUUCAACGUGGAGCAGGGCAUGCUCUUUUCUUGUUUCGAUGUGCAUAAUGCUCUGUUCAGGUGGUAUUUCUGUAGGCAGUCCCUCAUGAGCGAAAAUGGCUUUCAAUUGUCCUCUCUCUCUCUCUCUCUCUCAUAUGCACAUGGAUUCUUUUGUUCACUUGUUGUAAAUGCACAUACAUACCUGACGCCAUAUGUCGAAUGAAAUCAAUAUAAUCCCGAAACUUCUUUUGGAUUGUAGCUA
Eucalyptus grandis is the source of this 1285-nucleotide messenger RNA. RefSeq lists its product as uncharacterized. Bases 254 to 931 code for a protein of 225 amino acids. The transcript has 6 exons. The record is from RefSeq and is a predicted model, not a curated record. NCBI's taxonomy places the organism in Eukaryota, Viridiplantae, Streptophyta, Magnoliopsida, Myrtales, Myrtaceae.